AUGAACGUGCUUUUGUGCAGCUAUGGUUCGUACGUUCUCUUCGCAACUUUAUCCGACGAGUACCAGCAUCUAUUGCGAGAAGAGUUUCUGGAUGAAAACACCCGCACUGUUGUCCAAGGCGAGCCGAUGGUUGUCGUUCGAUAUUUGAUCCAUGAGGAAUCUAUCCUCAUAGUUCUGUUCGUGCUCUGUGUCGGCAUGGGCAUUGCGCUUGUGUGCUUUUCCGGAUUCCACCUCUAUCUGGUUUCCAACAAUCUCACCACAAACGAGUUUUUCAAGCGGAGGGAACUUCGUCGAUCGCAUAUGUGUCCUUGCACACAUAAGUAUGAUCUCGGGUCCGCCGUAUUAAACUGGCGCGAAGUUUGGGAGCCUCGAUACAAAGCUAAGAUAUUUGCUGUGAAGUUGGCCGCUUCCAAGCGCUCUGAUCAUCAAAAAGGAGCACGUAGCUUUGAUGUAGAUCUGGAUAAGGAGCCGUACUUGCUUCCACUCAUGAAGCAGGCAGCUACCACGCCCAAACCUCCAAAACGACAGCAUGACGACGAUGACAAGAGUGGUGAACGCUAUUUCCUCGAUCAAAUCAAGCUCCUUCGGCACCGUCACCAGCAACAAGUGACUAAUUGCGAGCAAGAACACGAGACGUCUGCGUGGAUGGAGUUUGAGGAGCUGGUCUCUCCUGAGGCAACCAAUUCAACAACGAAGACAUUAAACACGUACUACUACGACUUUGUUACCAAGUCUCGACAGGAUAUACACCCUUUGGUGCCUCUACUUGGCGACAAUGCCGAUAACGCUGACCCCAUGACACGAGCUGCCGAUCCACUAGAAUUUGAGCAUGCUUCGACAUUGCACAAGCAGACAUCGAUGAAGAACAUUACUAAAUUGGAAAUUCUAUGCUUUCACUGCUGGUGGAAGGAGACCUCCCUGCAAGGAGAGACCCGCCAAUGCCGCUUGCGACUUUACUUCUCCAUUCCGACACGUCAUUUUCAGGUGGUGCUGGAGGACUCCCCAAAUGUGUUCACCAUUUCCCACGUUGCACAUGCUGUGACUGGGGUGCCUCUUUCUGUGUGGGACUUGCAUGAAGGUGCGCGGAUUACCGUACUCGGCCGCCCAACCACUUUGCGCCAGGCUAGUCUCCUCACUCGUCAAUGGUUGGAAAUCCACGAGCGUCGGCUACGCCCAAUCAUGGAGCAGUUGCAGAAAGAACUAGCCAAGUAUGAGCUCCGUUCACAUGGACGCUCAGCAGCGGCCCCAGACAACCCCGGCCCAGGAAGUUAUCUACGUCCAUCUUCAUCACCACCGUCCAACAACCAACGGGAACACCAAGGGCUCCGCAAAUUCGCUCAUUUAAUUAAACCGUCAGUGCCUACUAUCCCACAGCGACAACAAAGCUACGGCUACGUGCAGGUUGGUGUGGAGCUUCAGAGACAGUCGGCACCUGAAAAAAUCUACUCUGGUGUCGGACAUGACACAGUGGGCCCUGCCGCCUACAGCAGACAUAACUCGAUCUGGAAUGAAAAGAAGAACGGGGCUCCGUCACUCAAAUCUACCGCCAAACGUGAAGUAUGGGAGGAGAACAAGAGACUUACAAGUUUGCCGGGCCCAGGUCAGUACAACACCAAUUCAGUCCCCGAAAUCACAGUGGUGACCACUCCACUACCAGCAAAGUCGAUCCCAGAAGGACAGCGACCGCGAAUUGGUGCACGCCGUAGUCAACAUCGAGGCACUAGACAGAGUGCUGUAUUUGCGUCCAAGGUGCCCAUUCUUCAAGCUCCCAAACCUGUUGGAGUUUACGACCCUGAACGAGAGCAGGAACUCCUAGCCAAGGAAGAGCGUGCUGAACGAUAUCGCCAGGAACACAACAAGCUUGGCGGCUACGGUACGAAGACGGAGGCAUUUGGAUCCACUACAGGUCGUACCGAGUUGACGUCGCACAUUACCACUCCUUUCAGCAAUCCUUCGUACACUACGACACCAGGUCCCGGCAGAUACGGCACUGCUCGCUCGAAUCCCUCAUCAAAACAACUUGGAAGAAAAACAAGUGGAGUCUUAAUUCCGCAUCACCGCGCUGAAGGAAUCGGCUUUUCAUGUGCUACUGAGCGACCUUGUCUUGCUCCUACAAAGACACCUUCAGCUCCAGGUCCAGGUGCAUACAGGAGCGAGACUCCACGGUCUCUCAACCAAAAUGUUAGAGGCAAACUCUGCAUCGGACGGAACGGAGUCUUCGGAACGACAUCAGAACGGCAGGUCUGGAGUGGGGACGAAUUUACCCCAGGACCCGGAGCAUAUUCCGAGGCGGGAUCGUUCGACACUAGACAUUACCUUAAUUCUGCCGCGUUCAAAUCCGGUUCGACUAGAUUUGCGAAGAAUGCACUGCCACACGCCCCACCACACGUGCAUUGUGUGGGUGAUCAGGCUACACCUGCAGUGGGGCAGUACAACGUCUCUAAAGGUUUUUCGGCCGUUGCUUCGAGCGUACCGGAAGUUGCAUCUGCGUCAGAUGCAGCAGAAUUCCUAUCACCACGAGUACCAUUCCUGUCGACGCAAGAGCGAUCCGUGUUUGACACCAAAGAUGUCUGCGAUCUGCCUGGUCCUGGGGCGUAUAAGGACAAUGUCGACGAUACGGGAGCCUACACAAGAUCAAGAGAUCUUCGCUUGACGGUCGGAAAUGAAGCUCGAUUUCGCGUGAAGCCGACGGUGCCUGUGACCGUCGGACCUGGAGCGUAUUCCAUUCCUGGUACAGUUGGCACCAAGAGCUUCAACGUGACCAUGACCCCAAAGGAUAAAGUCAAGUCUGGCCCAACAAGAGCUCGUGGUUCCCCCACUCACAAAACCUCUCCACGCACGCUGAUACACUAAAGUUUCAAGGCAAAACAUGCAGGCAUUACUUUGACGCGCUUAAUUUUACUUGUGUUGCCCAAGAUAUGUACCACACAAAGUUUUUUUUUUCCAACUAAUAGAUUUCAUUCUUCAUACUAUGGGCAGGUGCCGCG
Messenger RNA from Phytophthora nicotianae INRA-310, 2987 nucleotides. RefSeq lists its product as hypothetical. The transcript has 4 exons. Bases 1 to 2853 code for a protein of 950 amino acids. The record is from RefSeq and is a predicted model, not a curated record. Lineage: Eukaryota; Oomycota; Peronosporomycetes; Peronosporales; Peronosporaceae.